Molecule: messenger RNA, 1413 nt
Organism: Quercus lobata
Lineage: Eukaryota; Viridiplantae; Streptophyta; Magnoliopsida; Fagales; Fagaceae
Product: expansin-A10-like
Exons: 4
Coding region: 84-830 (248 amino acids)
Biological process (GO): plant-type cell wall organization
Cellular component (GO): extracellular region
Source: RefSeq, a predicted model, not a curated record
AUUGUCAAUAUACUCUCUCCCUAGCUAGUUAGUUUCCUCUCUCUUGUCCCCAGCUUGCUGCAUUUACUUCUUUGACCACUGAAAUGGAUUUCCUUAAAUAUACCAUAGUAGCCCUUCUCAUGAUCAUGCUGAAGACUGUGGAGGGCGAUGGAACUGGGUGGACAAGUGCACAUGCUACUUUCUAUGGAGGUGGUGAUGCUUCUGGGACAAUGGGUGGGGCUUGUGGCUAUGAGAAUCUUUACAGCCAGGGGUAUGGGACAAACACAGCUGCAUUGAGUACUGCUCUUUUCAACAGUGGGUUGAGCUGUGGAGCCUGUUUUGAGAUCAAGUGCAUGAAUGACAAUAAUUGGUGUUUACCAGGCUCCAUUAUCGUCACUGCAACUAACUUCUGUCCACCAAACUCUGCUCAAGCUAAUGAUGCUGGAGGCUGGUGUAAUCCUCCCCAGCAGCACUUCGAUCUUGCUCAGCCUGUUUUCCAACACAUUGCUCAGUACAAAGCAGGAAUUGUCCCAGUUCAGUACAGAAGGGUUGCUUGCAAAAAGAGUGGUGGGAUCAGGUUCACAGUCAAUGGACACUCAUACUUCAAUCUUGUGCUCAUAACCAAUGUUGGUGGAGCUGGUGAUGUUACUGCUGUGUCUAUUAAAGGCUCUAACACCGGUUGGCAGGCCAUGUCCCGGAACUGGGGUCAGAACUGGCAGAGUAACUCAUAUCUCAAUGGUCAAGCCCUCUCUAUCAAGGUCACAACUAGUGAUGGACGUACUGUGGUAUCCAUCGAUGUGGCUCCUCCCAACUGGUCUUUUGGCCAAACCUACGCUGGAAGCCAGUUCUGAUUCAGCCAACUCAACCACUGCUAAUCAAAAACACACCUCCAAAUUAAGCCUAUUACCUCUAACUUUAGUGUGACUUUCUUCUCUACUCUUUUCUUUUCUAAUUAUACUACUAUAUAAGGUAUAUAUGGUAUUCUAGUAUCAAGGGGGGCUUUUUUUGAAAUAGCCCUCCUUGGUCUUUGUCCAAGUUACUAUGAUUUUGGCCUUUUGUAGCAGUGAAAAUGCAUGGCACUAGCUCUCUACUAAAGGCCCUUUGUCUACAGAGGGUAUCUACACACUGUACUAGUGUAGAAUGCCUCUAGUAAGUUUAUAUAGUUUUUUUAUUUUUCUUUUUUUAACUUAAUGUGUUAAUUGUAAUGUGUGACUAUUGGGGCAUCAUUUUGGCUGAGGUGAACUUGGCUUGUCACCCGCCCAAAGAUUUGCUUUUGUUUGUUAUCUGAUGACUUGAGGUGAGACAAUGAGAUUGUUUGUUGUUGGGAUGCUGCAAAGCUAACUUUUUUCUGCUAAUGCAUUGAGUGAGCGAUUGAAAGCUUGUAAACAGCUUGUCAGCUGAAAUAUGUCCUUUAUUAUAUAUAUAGAAAAUAAG